Messenger RNA from Aspergillus alliaceus, 912 nucleotides. RefSeq lists its product as uncharacterized. The record is from RefSeq and is a predicted model, not a curated record. The coding region runs from base 65 to 736 and encodes 223 amino acids. The transcript is spliced from 3 exons. NCBI's taxonomy places the organism in Eukaryota, Fungi, Ascomycota, Eurotiomycetes, Eurotiales, Aspergillaceae.
CGACGCUCUUUCAUUUCUUUCUAUAUUCAUUCUUUGACAAGAUUUCUGUCCUUACUUUUUUACUAUGUACUACCCAGCAGCCCUUCUGUGUUCCUUUGUGGCUGCGGCCGCGGCGGUAGCGCCCCCAAAUGGUACUCGGUGUCUUCCAUUCCCCUCUUCCAUGGAACUUCUCUCUUCGCACUUUGAGCAAAGUGCUCCGCCGUUGGUACAGUCUGCCUUUGGCACGAACUUUAUCCAACAUAAAUGGAACUCGAACAUGUCCCAUAUUACCACUGGUCAUAUCUACAAUUCCCCUGAACAGGGUAAAGUCCGUGUUGACCAAGCUCACGAGGGCACUCUGGCAUCCUCUCUCUUUAACUACGGCAAUGUUUCCGAAAAUGGCUUGGUUGACAAUACCAUGGUCUCUUUCACUGAAGACUUCAACAAGCCGGAGGUUUUCCAUGGUUAUGUUCAUCAAAACUUCCCUCUCUGGACAAAUGACGUACUGGUCCAAAACAAGGCUGUGUUUGGUGGGCUAGUCGAAAGAGAUUUUGUCAGCGGUAAAGUUGCUUCUUGGGAUAUCAUGUACCAGGGAGCUGUCCCUGUCACCAUUUUUGUGAAUUCAUGCAACGUCAUUGUUGGAUAUGACUACUUUUCACCAGAAUUGAGGACCAGGGUUGUUACUAUGUAUUUCAACACACAGAUUGGACCUGUCACCCCGGACGCCUUUAUUGCUUUUUCUGCCUUGCCAUCAUAAAGAUACGUCUAUUCAGGUCCUUGUAUUGGACAAAAGGGUGCUGUUUGAGGCUCAUCGUCUGGAACUUUUCAUUUGAACUUGACUGGUCCUCACAGCAGAUCAUUAUGCAACUGCAUUGUCUAGGCGGCUUCAAGUUUAUAGAGAUAUGUAUAGAUAAGAUCUAGAUAAGAUCCAAU